AUGACGUCGGCCCGCUCCAGCGUGAAUUUGCCCGUGCUGCUGCAGAGGCGGGGGGGUGGGAUUGGAUAUGAGAUGACGUCGGCCCGCUCCAGCGUGAAUUUGCCCGUGCUGCUGCAGAGGCGGAACUGGAUGCUCCUGGUGGUCGUAGCGAUCCACGCGGUGCUGUGCGUCGUGCGGAGGGAUGCGGUUCAGAUGGCGAUCUCUGCGACGCAGCUUUCUUCGAAGGCACUGAGCCAAACGCCCUCCAUCGUAAUGGUGUGCCUCGCGCUGAAGGGCGUCUGGGUCAUCUACGUGGGCGCCUGGUACUUCCCCGCCGCGGUCGCGGCGGCACCGGCGGCCGGCAAUCCCGCGGUGGUCGGGGCGACGCUCGCCUUCACGCGUUCCUCUGGGGCGGUCUCCGUCGCAUCCCUCAUCAUGGCCCUGGUGGAAAUGGCGAAGCGGAAUCAGCGGAAGACGUUCAAGUGCAACCCCAUCCGGUGCUUGAUCGCAAUGAUCUGGUGCUGGGUUCAGUCGAUUGUCGAGGCGCUGUCGCGCUUCAGCCUGGUGGCCCACAUGUUCCACGGCGGUAGCCUCACGGAGGCGGCCUACAAGACCACGGACAUACUGAAGCGGCGCCUGAGCCAGGCCGUCAUCGCCGACAGCAUCGUCCACAAGGAGAUGACGCAGAUCUCGAUGCUCCUCGGCACCGCGAUGGGAUUUGCGGUUUGGGCCUACCUGGACAAGGAGGAAAACCUUGGGGUCUUUGCCGCGAUCGGGCACGGGGCGCACGACAUAGGUGGGAAAGGCGAGCAGUAUAUGAUCAUUGCGUUGAUCCUCGUGAUGCUGUUCUUUGUGCGCAACCCUCUUUUCACGAUUGUCGUGGUGAUCCUCAUCAACGCCAACUUCAGCAUCACCGACAAGACGGUCAAUUCCUUCAGCAUCAGCAUUUUCUUCGCGUCGAUCUCCGCUAUUAUCUUCACAUACUUUGCCCACGUGAUCGCGUGCUCGUGCGACGUGAUCUGCUACUCCUUCGCCAUCGAGGCCGAAAAGGGGGAGCAACAGGAGCGCAUGACUGAGCUCUACGACCUCUUUCGUCGCCAGGCCUUUCAGGCGGACGCCUCGCAGGCUAUGCGCUACCCCGCCGAGGUGGAAGCGCCUGCCCAUCAUUCGGCCCGAGUCAUUGCUUACCGCGCGCAGCCCUGA
Messenger RNA from Prorocentrum cordatum, 1182 nucleotides. The record is from the annotation of a GenBank genome assembly. Lineage: Eukaryota; Dinophyceae; Prorocentrales; Prorocentraceae.